Plodia interpunctella (Indianmeal moth) is the source of this 4706-nucleotide messenger RNA. RefSeq names its product OTU domain-containing protein 7B-like. Gene Ontology annotation, biological process: protein K48-linked deubiquitination; protein K63-linked deubiquitination; protein K11-linked deubiquitination. Gene Ontology annotation, cellular component: nucleus; cytoplasm. The transcript has 11 exons. The coding region runs from base 269 to 2014 and encodes 581 amino acids. The record is from RefSeq and is a predicted model, not a curated record. Lineage: Eukaryota; Metazoa; Arthropoda; Insecta; Lepidoptera; Pyralidae. Gene Ontology annotation, molecular function: cysteine-type deubiquitinase activity; K63-linked polyubiquitin modification-dependent protein binding; zinc ion binding.
CUAUGUUCAGUAUUUUUCGUAGCUGCUUCUGCUUCGCACAGUAGAAAGUGGUCUAUUUGUAAAUAUUGCAAAGUUGUAAAUAACAUCAGUGUUUAUGUUUUUUAAGACUGUUUUGUGAGUUUUAAAAGCAGUGCAAGUUUUUUAUGGAUAAUAAACGGUUUUUGAGGACUUCUUGGUAGCCUGAAGGUGUGUGUACGAGUGGCCCAAAUCGACGAUUUAAUAGUAUGGUUUAUGGAUCACACUUCAAUGGCUUUGACAUUUUUCCGAAAUGGUGAUGGAAGCUGACCCCAUAUCUGGGAAACGUACAGAUGAUCGACAUAGUGCGCCGCUCCGACCACGCGCGGGCGGUGACGUCAUCGCUCCGUCUGUAAGCAGCUUGGACUUAAACAUGCAGUACUCCGCACCUUCCAACUUGGUACUCACACCGGCACCUGAAUGUCGCAAGCUCUCCCGCGGCAUAUCCCGCGCCACAGACAACGAAGGGCUUGUCUGGGCCCUUCGGAGCAACACAGAGCCAGAUCUCAACACCCUCAGUUCAGAUCACAUACUACUACUACCAGAUAUAUCUGUGUAUCCGCCGGAUUUUAGAACAUUCAUCGAGAAGGACCUCUUAGAAACAGCCACACUAGUCACAUUAGAAUCAGCCAAUAUAUUAAAUUGGUGGCGGCACGGGCGCGUCCCGGGCGCUCCCAGAUUGUUGCCGCUGGCGACCUCUGGUGACGGCAAUUGUCUUCCACACGCCGCUUCGCUGGCGGCGUAUGGCUUCCAUGACAGAUUGCUCGCGUUGAGAACGAAGGUUCAGGCGUUGUUGUCUGGAGAAGGAGGUGAUAAACUUACAAAUGCGAUAAAACGCCGCUGGCGCUGGUCAGAGAGCUUCGCGCUCCGCAGCGCAGGCCUCACCCCCUCCGAGGCCGAGUGGGAGCGAGAGUGGCAAGACGCCGUCGCGGCAGCUUCAGCGGAACCCAGGCCGAGGCACCAGCCAACGGCGGCACCACAUUAUGCUGGAUUGGAACAGCUACAUGUGUUUGCCUUGGCCCAUGUUAUGAGACGGCCAGUGAUAGUCUUCGCUGACCGAGCGCUGAGGGACUUCCGCGGCGAUCCCAUAGCGCCAAUACCGUUCGGUGGCAUCUACCUUCCGCUCGAAUUGGCACCAGAACUGUGCAGUAAAACGCCGAUCUUAUUGGCCUACGAUGCGGGCCACUUUUCAGCGUUAGUCCCCUGCGAGCCGCUACCGACAGAUGGCGCUAGGGUGCCUUUGGAAGAAGAAACUGGCAACCAUAUGCCUAUCAGAUUUAGCGUCGACCCCGGCGAAGACUUCCGCUGGGACGUCGAGCCGGACCAGAAAACCAUAAACAACCUCCUCCCGGACGAGUUCCAGAGGUCCACAAUGAUGGCUGCCUAUUUAGACCUGGAGCGAGUGGAAUGUUUAUCACAAAACCAACCGCCUGAAGAAUUGAGAAGGUCCCUGGACGCUCUGUCAACUAAGAGCACGAAGCAACUUAAUUCUGUGGCGAAACAGUUUGGCAGUAUUGGCAGAUCGAUGAGCAGCAAGAUAAAGAAGAACUUGGGGUCGAUGGCGAAGCUGAACAAGUGCAGCGGCGGCGGCGGCGGCGGCGCGGCGGAGGCGCGCGGCGCCGCGUUGUGCUGCCGCGUGCUGGCGGCGCGCGCGCCCGUGCAGGAGGAGAUGGUCAAAAAUUAUCUCAACGAGGCUUACAAUGGGUACAUGGCAGAAAAGAACAGGAAAGAACACCCGUCCAGCCAGCCCUCGCAACCGCGCUACGGCACGGGCCGGUCUCAGUUCUACGCGGAGGCCGACCGCGCGGCCCACGAAGUGGCCCGUGGCCUCGACCCCCGGCCCUUGCGGCCCCCCACCGACCGCACACUUUACUUAUCCAAGUCCACCUUUUACGACGACCGUCCGCCGUCGCCUAAGCCCUGCAGAGCGCCGCUAUGUAUGUAUUACGGCAGUGCCGCCAAUAAUGAUUAUUGUUCUAGAUGCGCUCGAUUGCAGUAAUGUCUGCUUUUAAGGUGUGUUUUGUUGGCCAAUUUUUUUUAAUAUCUAUUGGUUUAAUCUCGGCCUCGGCCAUGUUAGGGCCAAAGAAAAAUAUAUUAUUUGGUUAUAUAUAAGUAUAGUGGACCGCCACUAUCGAAAUCAAGUCGCUAUCCAAGGCUAGAGUGAAAAUAUAUUUUUUCAUUAAUCAUUUGCAAAGAUGAGGUCUAGGGUGUUACACACAUAACACACACACACAUAACACAUGUGUGUAACACCGUAAACCUCAUCUUUGCUUCCCAUCUGGUUAGAUUGAGGUAUAUGGUUUCGAUGAAAGAAUAUUCGGCCGGUGAUAUUAUAUUUUUUUCCGAGACAAUCCAGCCCUAAUCGAGUUUUCAAUCGUUGGAAAUUAUUUUAGUAGCUUACAUGACUAUUAUAAUGUUCUGAUUUGGCAGACAACUUUUGAAAUCUAGUACUAUUACUAGUACUAAUAUUAUUAUCACAGGAGACAAAUAUACAGUCUAGAUAUCUAUACAUCUAAUAGAAAAUAUCCUGCAAUCUUUAUCCUAUAGUUUAAGUUAAUGUUGGCGGACUUUUAUUAAGUUACUUAAGAAUAUUUAAGACAUCAUCGCCUUACGUUAGCUGACACUCGACACGCAGAAAUUGUAUAAUAUACUGCUAUAGCGUGUCUAAAUGUGUUAAAUAAAUAAGAGUGAAUGUAUUUGGGGUAUCCAUACAAAGUAUGUUAUGAUCUGAUUGACUAUCUGUUAAUUUUUAUAAUGUUCAUCAACAUUUUAAUGCCCACGAGCCUGAGAUUCUAAGAAAUGUAAAAAUAUAUUUUUAUGAAUAUAAUGAAGCUAUAAUAACUCCAUAAUAUAUAAUACAUACUACAGAAGAUUUUAAAGUAUAUUUUUACUUAGAAUACUAUUUUCCUAAGUAAAAUGUAACGAUAUGACCUGUUAUUUAAUUCAUACUAAAACAUGUUUUCCACAUCAAAUUCGUAUACAGUACAAUAUAUACAGUAUAUUUUUUGUUAAAUUAGUUCAGAAACCCUGUUAUGCCAUACAAUUUCUGCACGAUACUUAAUUAUCGAAAACUAAAAAAAUAUAUAUUAUAAAAAAUAAAUUUGAAAAAUAUGGUGGCGCUAGUGUGCGUGUGUGCCUCGACUGCUAUCGUACCAAGUGCCAAAAGUGGCUUUUUAAAAUAUUUGAGACUUGACCUGGUAACAGAGUGUAUUGACUAAUGUGUUCAAAAUGGGGUGCCAGGACCUACGGGGUAAUAUUGGACAAUAUAAGGCAAGCUGUUCAUUGUUAUUAUAGAUUUUAUUGACAGAGAACUUAUGACGACAAAGUAUGAUUAAUUUAUCGUCAAAAUUUAUAUAUUAAAAUAAUGUUUUGUUUUACUAAAUUUUUUUAUUUUGUUUUGUAAAUAUAAGUCUUAAUUAUUUUUAGAAUUUCACGUUAAUAUUUGAGAAUUUUUUUUAUUUCCAUUCUUGUAAAAUAUUGCAGUCUUAUAAGUUUGUUAAUACAAGAACCUCGCUCCAAAGUUGCAAUGUCCAAGCUCUAUUAAUAUAGUAAUUUGAGUAUAGUAGGAGAGUUGCAACAUUAGAGAAAGGAUCUUGAUAGGAUAAGUCGGAAUAUAAGAAAGACGGAAUAUAAUUAAAAAGUAUACACUAUUUUUGUAACAAAUACAUAUUUUUUCAUUCAGUCGUCUGUCUACCUCAAAAAUGCAGAAACUAUAAUUUUGAAAAUUUAUAUAGUUAAUUAAAAUUCAGUCAGUAAAGCAGUCAUUUAUUUGUCCUGAUCCAUUCGAAACAUCGAUGUGAAUCAAAUUUGGCGGACAUUCUAAAACUAAAUUUUGAUGUAACCUAGUUUUUUAACUUAUCAAGUUUAAGUACUAAUUGUCUGAAUUCAGGGUAAUUCUAUAAUGCACUUUAAAAGAUAUUACUAGUGGUACUGUAUAUCCUUCACUACAUAUAACCUUUUUUAUUGUAAGAUGAAUAUUUGAGCUUGGAGAGUACUCCGUCCUUGGUUUGCUCGUUAUAAUACAUAAUAACAUAUUUUUGAUCUUCUAGUCCUAUAUUUAGUAUAGUAAGGAGUGAUUUAGAAUAAGCGGUUUUAUUAAUAUUAAGUUAUAAAUCAUUUUAAGUAUGUAUCUAUUCUAGUAUACAACACUAAUCCCCCACCAAGUUUUGUUUUGUAUAUUGUUUAUCAUCGGUUACUAAAGCGCUUAGUAAUAAGCGCAUAGCGACUAAAGUCGUAUAAAUAUGGCAUUGUUAUCGUAUUGAAAUUCUAUUUGUGUUACUAAUGAGCUUAUAUAGUAUACAUGUGUAGCUAUAAUAGAUCUGUGAAAUCAUGAACAUGGAUAAGUGUAAUAUCAUGACAAAUAUUAGAAUAUCAUAUAAAUAUUGUCUGAAAAUUAAACUGAAUCAAAUUAUUAUUUUCUUUUUUUAUAUAGCUUAAAGAGUAUGAGCAUUUUACUUUUGGAUCCUUUCAACAAUUUUAUUCGAUACAUAUCAAGUUAAUUUUGAGAUAAUAAUUAUGCUUAAAAUGUUCACAUUCGAAUGUUAACUGUGUACAUAUUUAUCUAUGUAUAGAAUUCCAGAAAAAAUAUUGGUGUCAGAUAAAACAAAAAUGUUAUAUUUUUUCAUGUAUAUCAGACAGUAUAGAAAUGGCAUAUCACGUUUUGUAGAAUAUACAUAUUAUGUAUUAUAAUA